Molecule: messenger RNA, 1115 nt
Organism: Apis laboriosa (Himalayan honeybee)
Lineage: Eukaryota; Metazoa; Arthropoda; Insecta; Hymenoptera; Apidae
Gene: Dph5
Product: diphthine methyl ester synthase
Exons: 4
Coding region: 152-979 (275 amino acids)
Biological process (GO): protein histidyl modification to diphthamide
Molecular function (GO): diphthine synthase activity
Source: RefSeq, a predicted model, not a curated record
AACUAGAUUCUAACGUAAAACGAAUCUACUUCUAUGAUUUUUAUAUAUUUUAUAUAGUUUAUUUAUCCAAGUAAUACAAACUUUUAUAGUUUGAUUUUAAUUGCUGAUUGAUCAUUAUCUACUGUGAACAAAAUUUAAAAUUUUGUAUAAAAUGUUAUACGUGAUUGGAUUAGGCCUUGGCGAUGCAACAGAUGUUACUGUAAAAGGUCUUGAAAUUAUUCGAAUGAGCGAUCGUGUCUACUUAGAAUCGUACACAUCAAUUUUGUCUAUCGAUUUGAAGGAUUUGGAACGAUUUUACGGAUGUUCGAUACUCGAGGCGGAUAGAGAAUUAGUGGAAAAUAAUGCUGACGAAAUAUUGCCAAAAGACGAGAAAGAAAAUGUUGCUUUUCUAGUAGUGGGUGAUCCAUUUGGUGCUACCACACAUUCGGAUUUAAUUUUAAGAGCUCGCGCAAAAAAUAUAAAGGUAAAGGUUAUUCACAAUUGUUCCAUAUUAACUGCAAUCGGAUGUUCCGGUUUACAAUUGUAUCGUUUCGGAGAAACUGUUUCUAUUCCUUAUUGGAGCAUGGAUUGGCAACCGAAUAGUUUCUACGAUAAAAUAAUUUCCAAUAGAAGAAGAGAUCUUCAUACGUUAUGUUUAUUGGAUAUUAAAAUAAAGGAACCUACUAUAGAGAGUAUUAGCAAAAAGAAAAGAGAAUAUAUGCCAACGCGAUUUAUGAGCGUGUCGGAAGCUGUUGCUCAAUUGUUAAAAAUUAUAGAGGAAAAAAUGGAAGAAAAUAAGGAGGAAAUGGUUUUAUUAAAUAAAUCCAGCCUUGCGAUUGGUUUAGCUCGUAUAGGUUGGGACAAUCAACGUAUCGUUGCUUGUUCCCUUGAAAGAAUGGCUUCUACCGAUUUGGGCCCUCCUCUUCAUUCUUUGAUCAUUCCUGCAACGAAUUUGCAUCCUCUCGAAUCAGAAUUUAUGUCUCUAUAUAUGUACGAAUAAGAGUUUUCAAAUAUUGCAUUAAAAUGGAUAAAAACAUUUCCUCGUCAAAAAAUUGAAGAGUUAAUUAUUUAUUACUCUGUAUAAUAAUUAAAAUUAAUAUUGGAAUAUGAGUUGCUAAUAAAAAAAAAGUUGAUAA